This is a messenger RNA of Diachasmimorpha longicaudata, 1727 nucleotides long. RefSeq names its product proline-rich protein 2-like. The record is from RefSeq and is a predicted model, not a curated record. The transcript is spliced from 2 exons. Lineage: Eukaryota; Metazoa; Arthropoda; Insecta; Hymenoptera; Braconidae. The coding region runs from base 45 to 1652 and encodes 535 amino acids.
UUCCAAUUUCGAUCAUUCGAUCCUCGAGCUUCCAAUCACAAGCCAUGCGGCUUCUCCAGUGCAUCCUGGCCCUCGUGGUCCUCUCCUGUGCAGUCGGUCUCUCCUUCGCGGCUCCCCGAAGUUCUAAGUCGAAACGCGCUCCCGAGCCCCUCCAAUCUGUUCCGGCAGUGGAGGAGGACAAAUCUGACAUCAAGGACGCCACUAGAGCAAAGAAACAAACAACCACAUUUUGCGUAGAAAUCAAAGCGGGAAAACCAGUGAAGACAGAAUGUGACGAGACCCAGAUUGGCAAAAAGGUCUCCUACAUUCCAGUGCCAAUUAUUCAGCAGUAUCCAGCAGUCCAGGUCAACCCUCAGGCGCCAUCACAACCAACUCCACCUGCACCGGGACCUGCCCCAGCACCACAACCUGAUCAUCAACCAGCCCAACCGGGUGCACCUCAAAUACACAUUGGUGUCGGCGGUGGAUUUACACCAGGUAGUAUUAUCUACCCACCCGGUACAGUUCAAUAUCCCGGUGCAUCUGUGAUAGUCCCAGGUUCACAAGGUUCGAUAACCGUUCCAGGAGCUCCAUCGGGCGGUCCCGGGAACCCAGGUUCUCCAGACACACCCGGAUCUCCAUGCCCACCAUGUCCUCCAUGCUACUGUCCACCAGGUGCGGGUGUCCAGCCACUGGUAACGAUGUACAGUAGCGGUCUUGGUGAACAGCCGGGCGUAUACAACGUAGCAAUGGAUCCAAGGAUGAUAAUGAUACCUGGAGUCAAUCAGAGGAGUGCUGGUAUGUUGAUAGUUCCAGGUACGGAUCAAAGGAACAUUGGAACGCCGUUAAUUCCGGGAGUGGAGCAGAGAACUACGGAUAUUGUAAUGAUGCCGGGAGGGGACCAGAGAAAUCCGGAGGUGAUGUUCAUACCAGGGAUGGAGCAGAGUAAUGGUAAUCCAUUGACGGUUCCUGGGGUAGACCAGAGAUCCUCGGGAGCACCGGUACCAAUGGACCAUAUUAGCAUAUCGGUAGGAGCGGCACCCAGCCCAAUGGGCCUGCAGAUGAGGACCGCACAGGGACCAGACGCCCUGGCGGACGCCUCCAGACAAGAUCAACAACAAUUCUACUAUUCUGGUAAUCAGCCUCAGUUCUUCAGGUAUGCAUUGCCGGGAAGUAGCGCAAGAUUUGCCAUACCUUCAGACCUGCAGAACACUGGCUCGUGGGGAGCAGUGCCAAGGCUAGCGGAACCAAGAUGCUUCGAUCAUACCACUCACCCACCUCUGCUUGCCCUUCAUCCGGCCUCCGGACAGGUGCAAACUUUGAGAAGUGAGGGAAGAGCUAAGCAAUGGACCCUCCGAUCAGCAGAUCAGGCUGGAGAUAGUUCAGAGACGAAACCCGACGGCCCACCUCCACCAGCACAAGAAGGAGGACCGUCGGUGCCACAAGAGGGAAAGUCAGGAAUGACACCGAGUGAGAUAAUGAAUCAGAUGAGAGCUAAUUCACCUGCCAAUCGAAACACUCGGGAGGAGAACGCCGAUGCUAACGUCCAGAUGCGCUUCAUCGGACCUGGUGGACAAUCGUAUCUGCUUGGAGCCCCCAGCGGGGACGUGGGAGAGAAGCGGGAGGACUUUAACAAGCGAAAUGUUGAAGUCACCGAAAAUAAUAUAGAGUAGUUCAAUUUAAUAUAAUCUUAAAAGUGUCAUUUUUAUAUAGAUUCCAAAUUAAUGAAUAAAUUUUUGUAUAAUUAA